Messenger RNA from Hibiscus syriacus, 1225 nucleotides. Its product is annotated as RPM1-interacting protein 4-like. The record is from RefSeq and is a predicted model, not a curated record. Lineage: Eukaryota; Viridiplantae; Streptophyta; Magnoliopsida; Malvales; Malvaceae. The transcript has 4 exons. Bases 216 to 956 code for a protein of 246 amino acids.
AAUCUAUAAUUUCUCUUGUUUUUCUCAAUGAAAGCCAUCUCCAUCUCCACCUCUCUCUCUUUCUCUUUCAAUCUUUGAAUUUUAGUUGAAGAGUUCUUAUAAAAAGUUGUUAUUUUUAUUUAUCUGGGUUUUUUCUGCAAUUGUUUGAUAAAAAAAGGAAGCUUCGUUUUCGUCUUUCUUCUGGGGAUUCAGGGUUUUCUUUCUCAAGUUUGCUGAUGGCAGAACGAUCUCAUGUACCUAAGUUUGGCAAUUGGGAUGGUGAUGAGAAUGUUCCCUACACAGCUUAUUUCGACAAGGCCCGUCAGGGUCGAACCGGUGGAAAGAUUGUAAAUCCGAACGAUCCCCAAGAGAAUCCCGACUUGCAUCGUGAUUAUGUAGCUCCAACAAGAGCUCCCACUGCUUCAAAAACGAAAUCGGAACUGGAUGAACCGGUAGGACGUAGACCUGCUAGAAGGAGCAGAGAAGAAGGUGCCGAUUCUCCUGCACGUCAAGACAAUGUCAACCGUAAAGCUUCUGGGGACACUACACCGUCACGUUAUGGUCGUGAAUCCCCGAAACCAAGGGUUGGAUCUGAAAACAGCAUAGAUAGAUCACCUCUCCAUCACCAUGCACGGGCAGCUGGGAGAGGUAACACGGCAUCACCUGCAUGGGAGGGAAAGAAUUCUUAUGAUAGUAGCCAUGGCACUCCUACAAGGUCCAGAAUGAGGCCAAGUACUCGAGGCGAUGAAAGUCCUGAUGAAGGUGCUGCUGUUCCGAAAUUUGGUGACUGGGAUGAGAAUAACCCGGCAUCAGCCGAUGGUUAUACUCACAUAUUCAACAAGGUGCGAGAAGAGAGGAAAACUGGGGGUAGGGCACCAGGCACGCCUGGUGAGCAAUCUCCAUACCGCACUGCUCGGAACAGGAAGCCGGCCAACAGCAAUGCUAAGAGCUGCUGCAUUUCAUGGUGUAGGAAAUGAGAGACUGAAUUCAUGGAUUCAAUAUCUGUGUGGAAUAUUGUAAAUACAUUGAAGGGCUCCUUCGAAGAAAUAGAGUAAUUUCUGUCAAGCUGCGGUUUAUCAACACUACUUACAUGCUCGUUUUCUUUGAUGAUAAAAAUUGUAUUCUAUUUAAUGUGAGAAGCAAGAAGGCUUGUCUAGCAAUCAGAUCUUCUGUUUUCGGUUUAGUUUGAUUAGUCGACUUUAUUCGAUGUUUAAACAUGAAUUUAAUGUGAAAUACGUAUUAUAUA